Messenger RNA from Lynx canadensis (Canada lynx), 619 nucleotides. It is a transcript of the gene RIPPLY2, whose product is annotated as ripply transcriptional repressor 2. Gene Ontology annotation, biological process: embryonic pattern specification; negative regulation of transcription by RNA polymerase II. Gene Ontology annotation, cellular component: nucleus. NCBI's taxonomy places the organism in Eukaryota, Metazoa, Chordata, Mammalia, Carnivora, Felidae. The record is from RefSeq and is a predicted model, not a curated record. Bases 1 to 564 code for a protein of 187 amino acids. The transcript has 3 exons.
AUGGAAACCUGGCAGCCCUCGGCAAGCGGGGCCGGCGAGCGCGCGCGCCGCCGCCGCCUGCCGCCCGCGGCCCCCGACCGCCCCGCGCCGCGCGGGGGCGCGGACUCCGGCUGCGGCGCCUCCCCCACCCCGGCCCUCCCGCCCGCGUCUCCCGAGCUCCUCCCCUCCGCUCUCCGCCCCCCACCCGCCCCCGGUCCACGCUCUGCUGCGGGCUGUUCUCCCGGGUCUGGGCUCACAUCUCCCCUGCGCGCCUUUUGCCCCCCACCCCGCAGAUCCGCAGGCCUCUGGAGACCUUGGGUUGAUGCCAGAGGCGACGGGGAGGAGGGGGCGAGGCACCACGCGGCGGAGGCGAUUCCGGAUGGCCCCGGGAUGACCGAAGCCGCAGGAAAGCUUUCCCAAUACAGACACCCAGUCAGACUAUUUUGGCCCAAAUCAAAGUGUUAUGAUUACUUAUAUCAAGAAGCAGAAGCUCUUCUGAAAAAUUUUCCAAUUCAAGCCACAAUUUCAUUUUAUGAAGAUUCUGAUAGUGAAGAUGAAAUUGAGGAGCUGAUCUGUGAAAAUUAAUCUGAUUAGUUACUUUUGAUGACAUUAAAAGCUUAUAGAAUUUAAAUUUAGUGUA